GACACCGUCACUUCCUCUUUGCGACACCGCCGCCGACUUGACGAGCUCAAAGUCCGUCUAGGUCCAACUUUGGUCUCGCUGACGUCAUGGCGCCGCUCAGGUUCUGCGCCAACCUCAGCUGGCUUUUCACCGAGCUGCCGGACGUCAGCCAGCGGAUGUUCGCGGCUGCCGCGGCCGGCUUCCAGGCGGUGGAGGCGGCCUGGCUGUACGACUCUGACCCGGAGGAGCUGCGGAGGGCGCGGGAGGCCACGGGGCUGCAGGUGGUUCUCAUCAACACCCCGCCAGGUGACCUCAAAGCGGGGGACUUGGGUCUGGGGGCGGUACCCGGAAGAGAGGCGGAGUUCAAACAAGGCUUGGAUCAGACCCUCAAGUUUGCUAAAGCAUUGGACUGCAAAAGGAUCCACCUGAUGGCCGGCAGAGUUCCCGCGGGAGCGCGGAGAAGCGACGUGGCCAAGGAGAUGGAGGCCGUGUUCGUGCGGAACCUCGGCUACGCCGCCGACCUCCUCGCCCAGGACGGAAUGGUGGGCUUGAUCGAGCCCAUCAACACCCGGCUGACCGACCCCGGCUAUUUCCUGGACUCACCGCAUCAAGCCGCCGCCAUCCUGCAGCAGGUGGGGAAGACCAAUAUCAAACUGCAAAUGGAUGUUUUCCACUGGCAAAUCAUGGAUGGCAACCUGACACAGAACAUCAAGACGUACUUACCGCUCAUCGGUCACGUUCAGGUGGCCCAGGUCCCGGGCAGGAACCAGCCGGACAGCGCCGGGGAGCUGAACUACGACUACAUCUUCACUGUGCUGGAGGAGCUGGGCUACCGGGGCUACGUGGGCUGCGAGUACAAACCCCGAGGAAGUACUCUGGAAAGUCUGGCCUGGCUGCAGGACUACUGGAGCGCCAGGAAGUGACCGGAGAGUCUGGCCUGGCUGCAGGACUACUGGAGCGCCAGGAAGUGACGGGAGAGUCUGGCCUGGCUGCAGGACUACUGGAGCGCCGGGAAGAGUUCUGCAGAAUAAAACAACAAAGGCCAACUGGGGUUCUUUGUGGAAGGAACCAAAAA
Messenger RNA from Nerophis ophidion (straightnose pipefish), 1054 nucleotides. RefSeq names its product hydroxypyruvate isomerase (gene hyi). NCBI's taxonomy places the organism in Eukaryota, Metazoa, Chordata, Actinopteri, Syngnathiformes, Syngnathidae. Gene Ontology annotation, biological process: glyoxylate metabolic process. Gene Ontology annotation, molecular function: hydroxypyruvate isomerase activity. The record is from RefSeq and is a predicted model, not a curated record. The transcript has 8 exons. Bases 87 to 902 code for a protein of 271 amino acids.